Messenger RNA from Phyllostomus discolor (pale spear-nosed bat), 3321 nucleotides. Its product is annotated as protein eyes shut homolog. The record is from RefSeq and is a predicted model, not a curated record. The coding region runs from base 323 to 3010 and encodes 895 amino acids. Gene Ontology annotation, molecular function: calcium ion binding. Lineage: Eukaryota; Metazoa; Chordata; Mammalia; Chiroptera; Phyllostomidae. The transcript is spliced from 12 exons.
AGGUUUGUUUUUUUCCAUCUUUCAAUGGGAAUUCCUAUUUAGAACUGCCUUUUUUUACAACCCUAAAUGGAUUGAAGUUUCUGCUGGAGAAGGAACAAAACAGAAUUGUUACCAUCUAUUGACUGUAAAGACAAGUGCUUUGAAUGGAACCAUUCUCUACAGUAGUGAGAAGAAUUUUGGACAGCAGUUUCUUCAUUUAUUUCUUGUGGAAGGAAGGCCCACUCUUAAAUAUGGAUGUGGAAGUUCCCAAAAUAGCUUGACUCUUUCUGCCGAUUAUACCAUUAACACAAAUGCAUUCAUCCCUGUCACCAUACGCUUCACAAUGCCUGCUGACAGUCCUGGGGUUGCUUGUAUGAUAGAAAUGACUGCAGAUGGAAAACCUCCAAUACAGAAGAAAGACUUGAAAAUAUCCCAGGCCUCUCAGGUACAUUUUGAGUCAAUGUUCCUUGGCCAUGUUCCUGAAAAUGUUAAGACCCAUAAGAAGGCUGGCCCUAUUUAUGGGCUCAAAGGCUGCAUUGGAGAGCUUCAGGUAAACCACAAAGAAUACUUCAUCAGUGAGGAAGCACUGCAUGGAAAGAACAUUGAGAACUGUCAUGCCCCUUGGUGUGCUCAUCAUCAAUGUCACAACAAUGGCACCUGCAUUAGUGACGGUGAAGACUGGUUUUGUGAGUGUCCAAGGCUGUACUCGGGUAAGCUGUGCCAGUUUGCAACUUGUGAAAACGACCCAUGCAGAAACGGUGCCACCUGCGUUCCUAAAUCCAGGCCAGAUUUUGUCUGCCUCUGCCCGUAUGGGAGGUCUGGACUGCUCUGCACUGACGCUAUUGAUAUUACUCAGCCCAGGUUCAGUGGCAUGGAUGCCUUUGGACACACUUCAUUCCUGGCUUAUUCACGGAUCCCAGACAUCGGCUUCGAUUAUGAAUUCCACUUAAAUUUUCAACUAGCAAACAAUCACUCAGCGCUGCAAAAUAACUUGAUACUUUUCACUGGACAGAAGGGCCAUGGGACGGAUGGCGACGACUUCCUGGCUGUAGGCCUGCGCAAUGGCAGCGUCGUGUACAAUUACAACCUGGGAUCCGGCGUAGCAAGCAUCAGCAGCGAUCCUCUUGAUCUCAGCCUUGGGAUUCACACUGUCCAUCUGGGGAGGUUCUUGCAAAGGGGCUGGCUGAAGGUGGAUGAUCAUAAAAAUAAAUCCAUCAUCUCCCCAGGAAAAUUAGUUGGUCUCAAUGUCUUCAGUCAGUUUUACGUGGGUGGCUACAGUGAAUACACUCCAGAUCUCUUGCCACAUGGAGCAGAUUUUAAAAAUGGCUUUCAAGGUUGUAUUUUCUCUAUUCAAGUUCGCACUAGGAAGGAUGGCCAUUUCAGAAGGCUGGGAAACCCUGAGGGCCACCCAAGUGCUGGCCGCAGCGUUGGCCAGUGUGACACUUCUCCUUGCAGUUUAAUGAACUGUGGCAAUGGUGGAACAUGCAGAGAUAGUGGAUCCACUGUCUACUGUGACUGCCCCACUGGGUGGAAAGGAGCCUUCUGCACAGAGACAGUUUCCACCUGUGACCCUGAACAUGACCCUCCACACCAGUGCAGCAAAGGAGCAACUUGUGUUUCACUGCCUCAUGGAUAUACCUGUUUCUGUCCUCUAGGAGCCACUGGAGCCUACUGUGAACAAGCUCUAUCUAUAAGUGAUCCAUCUUUCAGAAGCCAUGAAUUAUCCUGGAUGUCUUUUGCUUCCUUUCAUAUUCGAAAAAAGACACAUAUUCAAUUGCAGUUCCGGCCUUUUUCUACAGAUGGCAUCCUAUUUUAUGUUGCACAACACUUACAAGCACAAUCAGGUGAUUUUUUAUGUAUCUCUUUAGUAAAUGGUUCUGUUCAACUUCGCUAUAACCUUGGUGACAGAACUAUCAUUCUAGAAACUCUCCAAAAAGUAAAUAUUAAUGGAAGCACUUGGCAUGUGAUAAAAGCAGGAAGAGUUGGUGCAGAAGGCUACCUGGAUCUGGAUGGGAUAAACGUAACAGAAAAAGCCAACAUUAAAAUGCGCUACCUGGACACCAACACUGACUUCUAUAUUGGAGGCGUGUCACCCUUAAGUCUUGUAAAUCCCAUGGCAACAGCAAAUGAAGCUGUAGGUUUUCAAGGGUGUGUCCGAGAAGUUAUUAUAAAUAACCAAGAAUUACAAUUAACUGAAUUAGGAGCAAAAGGUGGCUCCAAUGUAGGCGAUUGUGAUGGGACAGCCUGUGGGUACGACGUGUGCAGAAAUAGGGGUGAAUGUGUAGUAAAUGGCACCACUUUCUUUUGCAGAUGUUUGCCACAUUGGACUGGGAACACAUGUGAUCUGUCUGUCCACUGCGUGAAUAAUCUUUGUCUCCACCAAUCUCUAUGUAUACCUGACCAGUCAUUCUCUUACAGUUGUUUGUGUGCUUUGGGUUGGGUGGGAAGGUACUGUGAAAACAAAACUUCAUUUUCAACUGCAAAAUUUAUGGGUAAUUCUUACAUUAAGUACAUUGAUCCACACUAUAGAAUAAGAAACCUUCAGUUCACUAUUGUAUCCUUCAACUUCAGUACUACUGAAAGAGAAGGCUUAAUCGUAUGGAUAGGAAAGGCUCAAAAUGAAAAUGAUUUUCUUGCAAUUGGUCUUCACAAUCAGACCUUGAAAAUAGCAGUUAACUUAGGAGAAAGUAUUUCUGUACCUAUGAUUUAUAGCCAUGGUACAUUCUGUUGUAACUUAUGGCACCAUAUCACUAUAAUUCAAAAUCAGACUCUUAUUAAGGCCUACCUAGAUGGCAAUCUCAUCCUCUCUGAGGAUAUUGAUCCACAAAAAAAAUUUGUUUCUCUAAACUAUGAUGGUAUUAUUUAUCUAGGGGGCUUUGAAUAUGGUCGUAAGGUAAACAUUGUCACUCAAGAGAUUUUUAAAAGAAAUUUUGUUGGUAAAAUUAAAGAUGUGUUUUUUCAGGAUUCAAACAAAAUUGAGCUAAUUGAAUCAGAAGGGUACAAUGUUUAUACUGGAGAUGGAGAAAAUUAGGUUUCACAAAUUAAUAGUGGCUAUUAUACUAUACAAAAUAUAUAUGAAAAUGUAGUUCUUUUGUAGUUAUUUCUUUGGCACAUUGCUUACUGAAAAUCAACUCCACUAUUACCUGAAAUAGUCUAAAUAUGAACACACUUUUUUAUAAGCUUAUAAAUAUAGCUAAAGAGUAUAGUUGUUUUCCUACAUAAAAUUUAUUUGUAUGUUGGUUACUACGUUUUCACUAUUAGUUUAUUUAGUGUUUCUUCAUCUGUGAAUUGUUUUGAAAUGGAAUGUAGAUGGAAAUGAACUAAUGAUACAAGGUAAAAAAA